AUGAUUCAAACCGAUCGCCUGUAUUCCACCGAUGACCUCUAUAUCUUUCGGCAGCAAGACGAUGAGCCCCUAAGGGAAUAUGCGGCCAGGUUCAGCCACGAAUAUUCCCGAUGUCCAGAAACUGACGAUAGGGCAGCCUUCGAUGCCUUCAAAAGCGGCAUUCGGUCGUCUCAGUUUCGCUAUCUGGUCCACAGCAGCAACUGGACCACCUACGCCGAGCUGAUGAAGCAGGCAGCUAUCCACGCCAAGGCCGAAUAUUUCAACUCCAAGGGAUCGGCUUCGGCUACACCAAGCAAAACAACAACGGCCGAUCGGCCUUCGACACAGAGCCAUGACCAAUUUCCGACAAAUCAGACUGUCAGUCAGGCCCCCUACCGAACGGCACCCCCAGCCUCUGCUCCUUACGAGGCCCGAAACAAACGGAAAGACCACUUCCGGAAUCGGCAGGACAGCAGCAAAAGGGGCAAGGACUCCAGCAGGCGAAGCGACUUCGGAGAUCCGAAGAAGAAUCGGUCAGAGGAAAUUUUCACCUUACUCAACACCACUUACGAGCAUGUCCUCCUGACAGAAGGUGAGAUGAUCUCGAAGCCGAACAACCGAAAGCUUCCUCGGCGGAACGAGAAAGACACCGGUGUAUUCUGCCGAUACCACCAGUACAAUGGCCACGAUACAGAAUUGUGCAUCGCCCUUCGAAAGAUAGUCGAACGCCUCAUCAACGAAGGCAAGUUGGAUCAGUACCUAAACACCAAAACGGCUUCGGAUCAACCCUCGAAUCGGCAGAUUAAUAUGAUCAGUGGAGGGGCACCCAUCGCCGAAACCAGCAACCGAUCUGUCAAAAACUAUGUUCGUGCCGUUCGGCAUCCCCAGAUCCUCAGCGUAGAGGGAGGACGCAAUGACAAGACCCGGCGAAUCGGUUGGGAACCUAUUACCUUCUCUGAAGAGGAAGAACGAGGCGUCAUCUUCCCCCACUCCGAUCCCAUGAUCAUACGAGCUGAUAUUUCAGAUUUCGAUGUGGGCCGAAUCCUCAUUGACACCGGCAGUUCUGUCAAUGUACUAUUCAUCGACGCUUUUAAUGCCCUCGGCAUAGAUCCUCAGCAUCUGAACAAAGAUAUCACCCCCCCUCCUAAGCUUCUCUGGUGA
Messenger RNA from Prunus avium (sweet cherry), 1140 nucleotides. RefSeq lists its product as uncharacterized. NCBI's taxonomy places the organism in Eukaryota, Viridiplantae, Streptophyta, Magnoliopsida, Rosales, Rosaceae. The record is from RefSeq and is a predicted model, not a curated record.